Diplodia corticola is the source of this 1467-nucleotide messenger RNA. RefSeq names its product mfs multidrug transporter. Bases 1 to 1467 code for a protein of 488 amino acids. The transcript is spliced from 4 exons. Gene Ontology annotation, cellular component: membrane. The record is from RefSeq and is a predicted model, not a curated record. Gene Ontology annotation, molecular function: transmembrane transporter activity. NCBI's taxonomy places the organism in Eukaryota, Fungi, Ascomycota, Dothideomycetes, Botryosphaeriales, Botryosphaeriaceae. Gene Ontology annotation, biological process: transmembrane transport.
AUGACGGUAAACGAACGGACAAGGCUCCUCCAGGGCCACAACAAUGCCAUCACCCUCUCACGCGACGAGGACCCGAAAGCCUGGUCCACAGGCGCCAAGUGGACCGUCGCCAUCAUCGUGUCGUCGUACGGGCUCAUCAUCCCCAGCACGGCGGCCAUGGUGGUGCCGGCCUUCCCGCAGAUCGCGCGCGACCUCAGCAUCCGCGACGACGACGUGCACCUGGUCAUGUCCAUCUUCGUGCUGGGCUGGGGCAUCGGGCCCAUCCUGGUGGCGCCGCUGUCCGAGGUGUACGGCCGCCGGCUGCUGCUCAACUGCGGGCACGCCCUCUUCUUGCUGACCAACACGCUGUGCGGGCUGGCGUCGACCAAGUCCCACUUCCUGCUCCUGCGCUUCCUGUCCGGCCUGUUCGGCAGCGGACCCAUGUCUAUCGGCGCCGGCGUCCUCAGCGACCUCUGGCACAAAGAACAGCGCGGCCUCUCCCUCUCCAUCUACGCCCUCGGCCCACUCGCCGGGCCCGCCAUCGGCCCCAUCGCCGCCGGCUACAUCGUCGAAGCCCUCUCCUGGCGGUACAUCUUCUUCAGCGCAUCCGCCUUCGCGGCCGCCAUGCUGGUCCUCGGCCACUUCUUCCUGCGCGAGACGUUCGGGCCCGUCCUCCUGCGCUGGAAGCGGCGGCAGCAGCAGCGAGAGCCGGGAUGCAAAUACGACGACGACGACGACGACGACAAAGGCAAGACGCUGGCGUCGAUCCGGGGCGACCUGAAGCGGCCGUUCAUCAUGCUCGGCACGCAGCCCAUCGUGCAGACGGUGGCGCUGCUCAUGGGCUUCCUCUUCGGCCUCAACCAGCUGACCAUCGCCACCUUCGAGGCCGUGUGGGAGCAGCGCUACGGCAUGCCGCCCCGCACGGCCUCGCUCAACUACCUCGCCAUCGCCGCCGGCCUGAUCCUGGGCUCGCAGGUCGGCGGCCGCGUCAACGACAAGAUCUACGCCCUCUGCACGCGCCGCUCCUCGCGCCGCCACAGCGGCAGCAGCGCCAGCACCGACGCCGGCCGCCCCGAACACCGCGCCUACCUAAUGUACGCGGUCGCACUCCUCCUGCCCACCGGCCAACUCCUGUACUCCUGGUCCGCGCAACUCCACCUGCACUUCCUUCUCCCCGACGCGGGCGCGCUCGUCUUCAGCGCCGGCAUCAUCGUCGGCUACCAGUGCGUGCAGGCGUACGUCAUCGACUGCUACCCGGUGUACGCGGCGUCGGCCAUGGGCGCGCUGACGCUGCUGCGCUCGCUCGCGGGGUUCGCCAUGCCCGCUGUGGGGGGCCGCUUGUACGCGGCGUGGGGGUAUGGCUGGGCGGGGACGCUGGUGGCGGGCGUGGCGGCGGCGUUUGGGGUGGUGGCGCCGACGGUGCUGUUGGUUUGGGGGGAGGGGUUGAGGGCGAGGAGCAGGUUUGCGGCUGGGGAGGGGGGGUUGUAG